AUGGCGCAGUUUACCUGUCGCUGGCGUAACGUGCUCAUCUGUGUGUACACACCAUGUUUCCUCAUGCUGCUGCUGUUCUUCCACGCUGGGAUUGUGGUGUGUAUGAGGAUGGCUGGAGUAAAAGCACCAUGGACCCCAGAAAAUCCUCAAUUUGAGGCCCCGGGAACUUUAAAAAAUAGGGGUUUCGCACCACUUCCUCAAGUUUUCUGGAGGAAUGACCUUCACAAAGAAGCCUUUUGGAACCAACUCCAGCUAGCUGUUGACCGCCAUUUCAAUCCCAUCCUGCACCCCAAUAUGACCAAGAAAGGAUUAAGAAACAGCAGGUUUGAGUCCGUGGUAAGACAAAGCUUCUCUGAAGCUACAAAACAGGAAAACAUGAGGAAGACCUUUCACAGUCUUCCACAUCACAUUCAGAGGUUUGUGAACCACAUGCUAAGGAGGAGCUACCCAAUCAUCCUCCAACCGGACGGAGAAUGUGGAACGCAGGGAAAGGAUGAGAAAAAGCCUCCGCUGCUUCUGUUUGCAAUCAAGACAGCAGAGUUAAACUUUAAGAACCGCCAGGCCAUUCGACAGAGCUGGGGGAAGGCAGGAUGGGUGGCAGGACAGAAGAGAAACAGCAGCGUUGGAGAAGAAGUUGGCGGUUCCGUCCAGAGGGUGUUCCUGCUAGGAAAAGAAAACUCAGAUGAUCUCGGAGUGAACAUCUCACAGUUACUGAAGAUGGAGAGUAAACACUAUGGAGACAUUCUGCAGUGGGACUUUGAAGACACAUUUUUUAACCUCACCUUGAAGGAUGUGCUCUUCUGGAGGUGGUUCUCAGACUUGCACUGCCGGGCUGUUUUUGUCUUUAAGGGAGAUGACGACAUCUUUGUCAACACCCCGAGACUGAUAACUUACCUCUGGGACCAACUAGAGACUCUACAAGCAAACAAGUCCUUAAAAGACUUCAUGGUAGGAGAAGUCAUAGGAGCAGCCGAACCCGACCGAGCUGACAAAUCCAAGUACUUCAUCCCAGAGAGAUUCUACAGCGGUUCCUAUCCAAGCUAUGCAGGCGGAGGAGGGGUUGUAUACUCAGGUCUGCUGGCCCAGCGCCUGAACCUCAUGUCCAGAAGAGUUCACCUGUACCCCAUCGAUGAUGUCUAUGUCGGGAUGUGCAUGAUGCGGCUGAAUGCCUUCCCUGUCCACCACCCUGCCUUCCUCACAUUUGACUUUCCUGGAAAGGAAGAGAAGCGGCCAUGUUCCUACCACAAAAUCCUGCUGGUCCACAAACGAAGCCCCGAGCAGAUAGUUAGACUGUGGGCUGACCUGAAACAGACACAGACACAGACACAAUGUAAGGACAUACCUCUGAGCGCUGACGUAAAGAUAAAGGACAAAAACUUACCGUAACCGUAAGACUCUUACAAG
Acanthochromis polyacanthus (spiny chromis) is the source of this 1404-nucleotide messenger RNA. Its product is annotated as N-acetyllactosaminide beta-1,3-N-acetylglucosaminyltransferase 2. Gene Ontology annotation, cellular component: membrane. The record is from RefSeq and is a predicted model, not a curated record. The transcript has a single exon. Lineage: Eukaryota; Metazoa; Chordata; Actinopteri; Pomacentridae. The coding region runs from base 1 to 1386 and encodes 461 amino acids. Gene Ontology annotation, molecular function: hexosyltransferase activity.